Fusarium odoratissimum NRRL 54006 is the source of this 2959-nucleotide messenger RNA. RefSeq lists its product as uncharacterized. Gene Ontology annotation, cellular component: nucleus. The record is from RefSeq and is a predicted model, not a curated record. NCBI's taxonomy places the organism in Eukaryota, Fungi, Ascomycota, Sordariomycetes, Hypocreales, Nectriaceae. Gene Ontology annotation, molecular function: protein binding. Bases 561 to 2537 code for a protein of 658 amino acids. The transcript is spliced from 3 exons.
AUUUGAAUCCUUCAAGAAUAAUAUUUUUUGCUUGCCUAAUCCUCUGCUCAAACGAAAGACUACCAUCAGCCGGCAACUUUUCACCAACCCCUCCGCCCUUCUCCAAGUCAAACCGAACCAGACCGGGCCAGGCCAGACCGAAACCUUGCUUGCGCAAACGAGGAGCCUCCCAUGUCGCAUUCUUUCUUGCAUCUCGUCAAAAUUUCCGCUUCUUCUGCCUUGCUCUCACAGGUCAAUACCCUGAAACCUCACCCUCGGACUUCUGCUUGAACCGACGGGAACUUCAAGCACCGCGACUGCUGCUGAUCUUUUGGCUUACCAACUGCCGACGCCCGCGAGCCAGUUGAGCUGUAAGGGACACUUCGUUACUCCACCUCGAUUUUAUUAACGACUACCCUCGUAUUGCACUGUCGCAUACAUUUUGCUCCUCAAACUCAUCCUCACUCAACGUUGCUGCUGUUCGCGCGCUUUGAGGCUUGCCGAGUCAAUCAGCCCCAGGCCAGGUCCGUCAAACACAGGCCCCGAGCUGCUAAGCCGAGAAACAGUCAAAGUAUCCAACGAUGAGCCAAUCACAGCAAUUUCCUCCUUCACUGCGUCAGACGCAGGUGGGCUCCAUGUCUUCUGCAUCUGCGUCUGCUCCUCGCGCUGGCUCUGGCGCUGGCUCUGGAUCCGGCCCUCAACCCCAGCCCCAGCACGACGAAUUGCACAUGUCGGGCUUGAGCCAAACUGGUGCUCCAAUUUCCAUGUCGCCUCAAGACUACGAGAACCCUCCUCAGAUCAAGUUCGAGUCUUCGCCCUCAAACCUCCACUACAGGAACCCCUCCAACUCUUCGGUGCCCAACGUCCUCCAACCCGCCGGUGGCCUGUCCGCUCGCGGCGCCCCAGCCUCGCCCAACUUGCCCUCGCCGAUGCAGCAAUCCUCUCCCGCUGCCUCAUCUGUUCCUCACCAGCCGCCGACGCAAGGUCAACACCAACAGCAUCAUCAUCAUUCACAGCAGCCGCUGCAGAUCCCUUCUCAGCACGGCCAGCCUUCCCACGACUAUUCAAACUCGCCCUCUGCUGCCGCCGCGAGCAAACCACCACUGAGCAUGUCUCAUAGCUAUUCCCGCUCCAGCCCAGCCGCUGGCUACGAUGGCUCUUCCAACUACCACGCAUACACGCCCACUACUCCCAGCGGUGCUUCAUCUUCGCAUCUAAUGUCUCCAAUCGAUCCCGCCAGAUACAAUGCUCCAGGAUCCCAGCGCACCAUCUCCAACACCCCGCUUGGCCUAGCUGAUAUCCGUCCCCGCGCCGAUUCGAGCAUGUCUGAUGGUCCUGGAGCUUCUAUGGGUUAUGACGCCAAUAGUGCUCAGCCAGGGACAAGCAAUUACCUCGCGCCAUGGGCCAUUUACGCUUUUGACUGGUGCAAAUGGCCUGCCCAGGGCAAUGGUGCCGGCAAGCUGGCUGUGGGGAGCUACCUGGAAGAUGGUCACAACUUUAUCCAAAUCCUCGACAGCCACAUUACGCCAACACCUCAGGAUGUUUACACACCUGGCUCAUCUAAAUAUAGUCUCGAGUUCACCAAGGCUGCCGAAGCUACCCACUCUUAUCCUGUGACGCGCUUGCUAUGGGAGCCUCCCUCGUCGCAGAAGCAGUCUACUGACCUGCUCGCGACUUCGGGCGACCACUUGCGAUUGUGGUCUCUUCCUAACGAGAAUCCUGCUACGCCCAGCAGCACCAUCGGUCGUCGCGACAACCCUACCACCAAGUUGACACCCCUCGCGUUACUCUCCAACUCCAAGACACCAGAUCAUACUGCGCCUCUCACAUCUCUCGAUUGGAACACCGUUUCUCCCAGCCUCAUCAUUACUUCCAGCAUAGACACAACAUGUACCAUCUGGGAUAUUCCCUCACUUACGGCCAAAACCCAACUUAUUGCCCACGAUAAAGAGGUUUAUGAUGUUAGGUUCUGCGCCAAGAGUGUGGAUGUUUUUGUUAGCUGUGGUCAAGACGGCAGUGUCCGUAUGUUUGAUCUUCGAAGUUUGGAGCACUCUACAAUUAUUUACGAGCCUACGGGCAAGGAAGAGCGAGAUCCCAACGGUGGCCGUGUUAGUCCAACACUUGCUCAACAAACGAUGGCGAAUCCUCCUCCGCUGCUACGACUCGCUACUUCACCUCACGAUACCCAUCUUCUCGCUACAUUUGCUCAAGAUUCCAACGCUAUUCGCAUUUUAGAUGUGCGACAACCCGGCCAGGCCUUGCUCGAGCUACGAGGUCAUGGUGGAAACGUCAACUGCAUCGAAUGGUCACCUCAUCGACGAGGUAUGCUCGCUUCAGGUGGCGACGACUGCCAAGUUCUUCUCUGGGAUCUUUACAACUCCAACCAGCCGAUGAACGGUACUCCUCAACAAGAGAACCCCAGAAGCCCUGUUGCUAGCUGGCAAUGCGAUUACGAGAUCGGUAACCUGGGCUGGGUGCCUCAACUACCCAACUCCGAGUACGGCGAAUGGCUCGGCGUCGGUGCAGGACGCGGUAUCUGGGGAACACGAGUCGCGUGAAAAGGCAGUACUGAGCUGACUUAAAUCAUUUGUAAAGCGUGGGUCAGAGCCUCCAGUUCUGUUUCAGAAACGUUACUCGAUUUAUGUAAAGUGUGGCUGGUUAAGGGCAUGGUCAUUGCAUUCCGCAAAGCCUGGAGUUUUUAUUAGGGGGUUUUCGAAAGUCUGAUUGGGGGCAUCUUCAAGGUGCCAGGAUCAAAACGUUGGGCUGGUCGAUAUAAAAACACGAUCUUAUAUCCUGGACACUUGCGCUUUAUGGGAGGUUUUGUGCAUGAGGAGGAGUUUGAGCGGCCAGAUUGAGUUCUAGCUUGUGCAAAGCCUGGGAAUGGGUGGACAUAGAGGGCGGCGCUGGUGGGAGUUAGCGUUGGAGUAGAUAUAGAUGAUGAGAAGAUAUAUGCAAUAUGAUGACUAUAACCAGAUAUCAA